Molecule: messenger RNA, 2328 nt
Organism: Adineta ricciae
Lineage: Eukaryota; Metazoa; Rotifera; Eurotatoria; Adinetida; Adinetidae
Source: the annotation of a GenBank genome assembly
AUGCCGUUAGCAGCCAUAACACCUGUUCUAAACGACUUACUUAAGAAAGAAGGUGCGUGUCCAGCACCCUAUCCUCAACAUUUAGCUCAACAUCGUCAGUCGAACGCAAGUGAAACGUUAACGACAAGUGAUUACCUGCGAGGACCAUCGAUUAGUCCUAAUCAAUUGCCAUCUUCGCCGUCAAAUGAUGAUAGUCUAAAGCGACAAUCAAGUCCUGGCGGCAGAUCAAACAAAGGAUUGACACGAGAAGAUUCUUUCCUACAAAGAUUUUCUAAUCGAUAUGGCUAUCGAAAUCCUGUUAAACGAAAUCUUCGAUUAAACAGUGAAAAAGAUGAACCGAUCAAAACUCGUUCUGCGUUUCUGCGACGGAUCUUACGGGCGUGUAAUUACUUUGUUAUAUCAACCGACGAAUCAUUCUUAUUCUAUUGGUUAAUACUAUUGAAUAUUUUUGUUUUGUAUAAUUUAUGGUUUUCAAUUGCUCGGCAAGCAUUUGAACCAUUGCAAACAGAUUAUGAGAAUAUCUGGCGAAUUCUCGACUACAUAGCCGAUUCCAUGUACUUCGUCGAUAUUUUCAUUCAAUUUCGUACCGGUUAUCUCGAGCAAGGCUUACUUGUUUACAAUCAUAUGAAGCUUGCUAUGAAUUACAUACGUUCAUCUCGUUUCCUCUUCGAUAUUCUAUCAUUAACACCAUUGGAUUUACUUCAAAUCAAAUUCGGCAGCAUUCCGAUUCUUCGAUUUCCGCGAUUUUUCAAACUCUAUCGAACAUUUCAACUCUACUAUUAUCAAGAAUCACGUACUAUCUAUCCGAAUACCUAUCGAGUGCUAAAUCUACUUCAUAUACUUCUUCUCUUGGGACAUUGGUUGGCUUCCUUCUAUUUUAUGGUAUCGAAAGCAGAGGGUUUUGUUGGAUUUUGGUCUUACCCAAAGCCCGUAGGAAAUUUUUCUCAAAUAGCAAGGAUGUAUCUUCGCUGUCUCUAUUGGUCAACAUUAACAUUGACAACUAUUGGAGAUUUACCACCACCAGAAACGAACUGGCAAUGGCUCAAAAACUUUUCGAACAGACGUCAAAAGUCAGUUACACACCGUCUUGUUCCUUUAUUUUUGAGGGCUGUUUUCGCUAUUUGUGGUUAUAUGAGUGGAAUAUUUGUUUAUUCGAUUAUUAUAGGACAAGUCGGUAAUGUGAUUACUAAUCGAAAUGCAAGUCGAUUGGAAUUCGAACGUUUACUGGAUAGUGCAAAACAGUACAUGCGAACACAUAAUGUGCCACCAGAAAUGCAACGGCGGGUGCAACGUUGGUAUAAUUAUUCUUGGUCACGUGGUCGAAUGUCUGGUGCCGGAGAUGUUCAUUCAAUAAAACUUUUACCAGAUAAACUGAAAACCGAGUUGGCAUUACAUGUUAAUUUGGGUACUUUGAAAAAGGUGACAAUCUUUCACGAGUGUCAACCCGAAUUUCUUCAUGAUCUUGUCCUGAAAAUGCGUGCGUAUAUAUUUACACCUGGCGAUGUUAUCUGUCGGAAAGGGGAAGUUGCGCGUGAAAUGUUCAUCAUUGCCGACGGUGUGCUCGAAGUUGUCAAUGACAAAAAUGAUGUUCUCACUCGUUUGGUCGCAGGUGAUUUUUUCGGUGAAAUCGGAAUUUUAAAUAUCGAUGGUGCUAAUCGGCGGACAGCCGAUGUUCGCAGUGUUGGUUAUUCUGAACUAUUUUCUCUUUCAAAAGAAGAUGUUCUCGAAGGUUGUCGAGAUUAUCCCGAAGCUGAACGUAAACUGUACGAAUAUGCUCAAAAUCGACUCGGAGUGGAAAAAGCGAAGAAAGAAGCAGCUGAGCAGAUUAAAAGUCCGUUCAAUACCUUGACAUCGAUUGCAUCGUGUCUCACGAAUCCGAUCACAACAGCCCAAGCCGCACUACCAUCCAUUGAAGAAUUCAAUGAGAAAGACAUAGUAACUGAAAAUGAAACGGAUAAAACGUUGAGCUAUCUUUCGAAUCGAAGAGCUUCGUUGAAAUCGAAAUUGAAAAAUUCACCAUCUAGCCUACCGAAUCCUAACUGUGAUAGUCUAAACCAACCGUUGAUCAAUCCACUUACAUCAUCGUCUUCAUCGAAUUUCUCUCUAAUUCAAUGCAUGCGUCCUAGUUCAAAUGAUUUAAUCGGUGAUAUCGAAUUAUUGAUCAACGAUAAACUGCGAGCUGUAGACGAAUCCUAUCGACAAAAAAUUGCUGAAUUACAAGAGGGCAACGAACGAAAAGAUCUACGAAUUGAAUUACUAGAACAAAAGUUACAGAAAUUACGAAGAACUUUAUUCAAUCGCACUCGGAUCUGGUUCGAAGAAGAUUAA